UUUUAUGGGUAUUUCGUUUGGUAAACAAAAAUAUUAUCAUUACUCUUGGUAUUAUUACUCAAUGCCCUUACUCUUGUCAUGAAAACAAUGUCAACUGAAAUCAGAUUCUAUUUUUAUGAUAUACGUUUAGUAUUUAAGUUGUCUUGAUGCGUCAUGGACGUUUUUUAACGGCAGUUCCGUUAUCAAUCCAGGUUUUUUUUUUGAAUGUCUCUCCGACUCUCAGUGAACAUAUUUUAUAGAAAUGGUAUGGCGUUGUUGCGUUUCCGCCGUACCAAUGAUAUUCAGUUACUGGUGCGUACCAGGGUGGCACCACGAAACGCUCACACCCUAGCAGUGAAUCCAAUCGUCAGUAACCGUUGCAGCCCACAGAGUUCUGGCUGGCAAAACCGAUGGAACCUUGCCAGGAGGGCAUUUGUUGACAACCUGCUGAGUCGGGUAACUAACUCUUUGUCAGCCGACCUGCGUAGGCGUACAGCUAGACAGCUUAUGUAUGGAAACUCUAGACCAUUUUUUGCCUUGGUUGGAAUGAGCCUAGCUUCUGGUAAUGGUAUGUUAACUAAUGACAAUCAGCUGGAAGGUGUUUGUUGGGAAAUCAGGGAAGCUGUUGGUCGAAUGCAAAAGAAUUUAACAGUUGCUGAAAGAUUAAUUUUAAAAUCAUCAUUGGGCUUAAAGCAAUUUGAACUAGGAUCUGUCAUUGCCAAAGGAAAUAAUGCAGUUAUAUAUGAGGCACGAAAAAUAGAAGACAUAGAUAAUGGUGAGAGGUCAAAACAAGAUUCAUCAGUUAAAACUUAUCCUUUGGCUAUCAAAAUGAUGUUUAACUAUGAUGCUGAAAGUAAUGCUAUGUCAAUAUUACGUGCAAUGAGCAGAGAAACAGUUCCAUCUCGCUGUAUACAACACAAUUCUUCUAAAACUGAUCAACAAUGGCUUAUUGGUUAUGAAAAAAAUUUAAUUACAUUACCACCACAUCCAAAUAUUGUUGUGAUGCAUUCGUGCUUUGCGGAUUAUGUACCAGAAUUAAUGGAUUCUCAUUCAUUAUAUCCUCAAGCUCUACCUACUAGAAUUAAUCCUGAAGGCUAUGGUCGAAAUAUGAGUUUAUUUCUUGUUAUGAAAAGGUAUGGUAUGAGUUUAAAACAAUAUUUAGCAAAAACAAAACCAUUAAGUAUUAGGGAUAGAAUUAUUUUACUUGCACAAUUAUUAGAAGCUGUUGCUCAUAUGUCUAAUCAUAACGUGGCACACAGGGAUUUAAAGACUGAUAAUGUCUUAUUAGAUGUCUCUGAGGGUAAUGAUGUAUGUCCUACAUUAGUGAUUACAGAUUUUGGUUGUUGUCUUGCUGAUAAAACUAAUGGCCUUAAUCUUCCAUAUAAAACUGCGGAUACAGAUCGUGGUGGAAAUAUUGCGUUAAUGGCACCAGAGGUUGUCACUGCUCGACCAGGUACAUUUGGGUAUAUUGAUUAUUCAAAAGCAGAUGCAUGGGCAGUUGGUGCAAUGGCAUAUGAAAUAUUUUCUGGUAUUAAUCCAUUUUAUAGUUAUGAAAGAGGUAAAGCUCCAUUAUUGCAAAAUUCUACAUAUGAUGAAAAAGAUCUUCCAGUACUUGGAAGUGAAAUACCAUUAAUUAUUCGUACAUUAAUCUACUCACUAUUAAAAAAAUCUACAUCCAAGAGAUUAGAUGCAUCAUUUGCUGCUACUGUUUGUCAAAUAUACUUAUGGGCUCCAUCAUCUUGGUAUACAAAAUAUGUGAUGCCUACUAGUAACGAAGUACUGCAAUGGAUGUUGUGCUUGACCACUAAAGUAUUGUGUGAAGGUGGAGCAAUGUUGUCUACUUCAAAUACUAAACAACGCACCUAUACAGAGUAUCAAUUGAUCACUACAUUUUUGCAUAGAUCUAAGUUAUACGAAAUCAAAAAUGCACUUUAUUGGAUGCAAUCAAUACAGCAAGAGUAAUUAAUUUAAAUUGUUAUUGGUUUUGGUGUUAGUCAGGUAUGUAAAAUUUUAAUAAAAAACAUUAAAUUUAUACAUGAACCAUCUGUAUUACAACUUGUGUAAAGGUAUUUAUUUAUUUUAUUAUA
Messenger RNA from Sipha flava (yellow sugarcane aphid), 2066 nucleotides. RefSeq names its product serine/threonine-protein kinase PINK1, mitochondrial (gene Pink1). The record is from RefSeq and is a predicted model, not a curated record. Gene Ontology annotation, biological process: autophagy of mitochondrion; positive regulation of mitochondrial fission; regulation of apoptotic process. Gene Ontology annotation, molecular function: ATP binding; protein serine/threonine kinase activity. Gene Ontology annotation, cellular component: mitochondrion. The coding region runs from base 205 to 1941 and encodes 578 amino acids. NCBI's taxonomy places the organism in Eukaryota, Metazoa, Arthropoda, Insecta, Hemiptera, Aphididae. The transcript has 9 exons.